AUGAAACUACUAAGAGACGGUUUGUUCAGAAGUCGACCCAAGAAAGAUCGUGUUCAAUCGCCUGCUUCCAACGAUGCCACCAACGCAAGGUCAACAUCUCCGGAUACGGCUGCGGGAACGAAACUUUCCACGUCUCCCGCUGUCGAACCCGAAAUCGUCACACCUCUUCCGACCAAAGAACGUACCAUUGAGCCCUCUUUGCAAAAAAUUCACGUACCCGACGCUGGACUGGCUCAGAAACUUUCGAGUGCAAGCAAGGCUGACGCACCCGGAAGUCGAGGAAGUCGCAAUCUUUGGGCUGAGGCUCUGUCGAAGCUAAAGAACGACGAACCUGAUAUUCACCAUGAGUUCCAGGCAAUACUUGAAGCCGAAGCAGCCGGACUUUCGACAGCUCCUGACAAAGUCAAUGAAGAUUCCUUGCGGAGCUUGAUUGAUGAAAAGUUGGCAACCAUCAAGCAGAAAGAAUGGAUACUCAGUUUCGGGUCGAAGUCUGUUCACGUCCGGACCGUUAUCGAACGCUGUCUUGGCUUCAUCACAGGUUCCAAAGAUCUGUUGACACAGGCAGGCGCGCUGGAUCCAGUGCAUGCUGGACUGCCAGUAGCGGCUCUUUGCCUGAUUGUCUCGGAGAAGCUCAUAAAUCGAGAUAAAGAACAAAACAAGGACCUGGCGGAGGCCUUGGAGACUACAGCCAGCAUUGUUCAACGAUAUGUCGCAACAGAGCAGGUCUACAUCUCCCACAUCGAGGAUCCAAACGCGCAGUUUGUCGAUUCAAUAACCUCCCUGUACACCAAGAUCCUGCUGUUGGAAGCCAAGCUGAUCAUACAUCUGAGUGCAAACACCGGGUCGAGGGCUCUAAAGAAUGUAAUGGGUCGUACGGAUUGGGGUGCUGAUGUCAAAAGUGUGCUGCAAGCAGACGAGGCGUGCGAGAAGCUGCGUGGAAUUGCCGUUUCCGCCAUUGCCACACAACGUCACCACCAGCUGCAAGAACUAUUAAAGAGCCUCAACAGCCAGAAUCUUGAUUUUUGGCGAGACUAUCGCCACGAACAGCAACAAUACUACCGCUCAGAUCGAGCCAGGGCUUGCAUGACACUGUUGAGGGCAAUUACCUACGAGGAUUACAAGGAUAGGAAUCCCGAGCCAAGUGACGGAACAUGUCGAUGGUUCAAGACCGAUACAAGAUUCCGAAAUUGGCUCAAAGAGCCUGGCUACUCUUGUCUCUGGGUGACUGCAGAUCCGGGAUGUGGGAAGUCAGUCCUGUCAAAGCAUCUCGUCGAUUGCUAUCUCGGGCAACAGUUUGGAUCCGAUACAACGAUCUGUUACUAUUUCUUCAAGAACGAAGGGACUGCAUCAUGCGGCACGAAUGCCAUCUGCUCGCUCUUACACCAGAUCUUUUCCAAUGAGCCGACAAAAGUGCUUAUGCACCACAUCGAAUCAGACUAUCAGAACAAUGGCGAUAAGCUUGCGGGCCUUUUCGAUCGUUUAUGGUCCGUCUUUCAAGCAGUUGUUAAGGACAAUUGUGCUGGAAGGAUCGUUUGUGUACUUGACGCUUUUGAUGAAUGUGCUCCGGACGAUCAACGCAGGCUAUGGAAGAAGUUCAAAAGCCUCGCUGAGAAAGACCGGUCUCUUGGAUCCCUGAAACUGCUGAUCACGAGUCGCCCACAUAUCGCAGACGCCAUUGAGCCUGAGUUGCACGAAUCCGUAAAGUUUUUACGCCUAACUGGAGAGGCUGGCGAGGUCUCGGGUGGAAUAUCUCGGGAAAUCGAGAAUGUCAUUGACCAGCGUCUGGAAGAUUUCCGGCUAAAAAGACAAGAAAGAGGCUUCAAAGACUCUGCCCAUCUCCAGAUUCGUAAGAGCAUCUUGAGACAAGGGAAGAAUCGGACGUACUUAUGGGUUUCAUUCAUCUUCCAAGACCUUUUCGACCACGUGGGAUCUCCCUUUCCCGAUCUGCAGGCAAUCUUCGAGCAACUGCCAUCGACGGUGGAAGAGCAAUACGAAAAGAUCUUGAGCACAAGUAAAGAUCGGAAUCUUGCGUUGAAGCUGUUAAAACUUGUCAUAGGCGCGCCGAAGCCCAUGGAUCCUCAACACCUCUACGUCAGACUACUCUCUACGGACACUGUCAGCAACAUCGAUCACCUAGAGCCGCCUGAUACCAAACCUCUGCACGAAUAUCUACGUAGGUUGUGUGGAUGUUUCAUCUCUAUCACCCUUCACGAGGACCAACAACUUAGUGGGGAUGGUAGCUCUAAGUACAAGGACCGUCACGAUCCCGAGCAGUACACGGUGCACUUGAUCCAUGAAAGCGCAAGGGAGUUCCUCGUUGAGCGUCACGGCGAUCCAGCUGGGGAAGGCCUGUCUCUCAAGUGGCAAUGGAAGGGUGUCAUUUCAGGUCAGGAUGCUUACCACAAAUGGAUAGAAUCUUGCUUGUGCUUCAUCAUCGUGGCCCAUCAGGUCCACAUGGCCAACGCGGAUGGUGCGGCAAGCGGGAAGACAAAUUACGAUGUGCUGUCCAAAACCCCCGAAGACACUAUGAUUGUACCAGCAAGGCACCGUCGUAAACUUAUUGCAUUCAGGCAGAAGGUUCCCGAUUGUAGCUUGCCUACCUGGGUAUUGAUGCACCUGAGAAUUUCCCUCCUGGAUUUGGACCAUGUCUGCCUCAAAGUGGCAAAAGGUGAUGUUUCGUCCCCUGAUGCAUGUACAUCGCCUCCACUGGUCCAUCUACUUCGGCGGAUUUGUUGUGAGAUUCCCUGGAAGUGGUUUUCAACCUUCUUGUACGGGGGGUUCCACUACUUCCGUCAGUUUGACUGCGACUGGACCUCCACUCAUAAAGCAUUAUUUCUGGCGAUAUUCUUCGACCUUGCAGGCGUGGUAGAUUCAAUCCUGGAGCAGGAGCCGCACCUUGUCAAUGUUAUCGACCCCGUCCGGAGCCUUACACCCUUCACCUAUUCUCUUUUGUGCAAAAGCGACAAAUGCAUUGCAGAUUUCUGUGAGAGAAGCGACGUGUCUGUGGCAACUACUGACCACUAUGGCGGAACUGCUUUGCAUAGAGCCUGUCGAUCCGGGUCGCCCUCAGCUGUGAGGUACGUUCUGUCCAAAAAGGAGGUCAAUGUCAACGCUCGGGAUGAGGGGGCCAAGACUGCGCUCAUUUCGGCGUGCGAAGCGCCUUGGUCCGAGCGCAGCACCGAGGUCGUACGCGAGCUGCUCAAGUUACCCUCUCUGGACGUGAACCUUCAGGACUCCAAUGGUCGAACUGCGCUGGUGAUGGCGGCCUUGACAAACUCCAAGAUGAUGCGGGAGUUGCUCAAGUCGUCCUCUCUGGACGUAAACCUUCAGGACUCCUAUGGUCUAACUGCGCUGAUGAUAGCGGCCUCGAGGCCAAACGCCGAGGUAGUGUGUGAGUUGCUAACGUUACACUCUCUGGACGUUAACCUUCAGAGUUCCUGGGGCGAAACUGCGCUGAUGAAGGCGUGCAGCGGCUAUGAAGGUAACACAGAGGUCGUGCGGGAGCUACUCAAGUCGCCCUCUCUGGACGUAAACCUUCAGGAUUGCCGGGGCGAAAGUGCGCUGAUGAAGGCGUGCAGCGGCUAUGAAGGUAACACAGAGGUCGUGCGGGAGCUACUCAAGUUGCCUUCACUGGACGUCAAUGUCCGCAACGGUGGAGGCAGAACGGCGCUCCAUCUUGCUGCACUUGGACCUAGCUUCUUGGACAUCCUGGUGCUGCUGGUCGAUGACUCCAGAGUCGACGUCAACGCUCAAGACGAGACUGGCAUGACGGCUUUGAUGCUGGCCACGAGACUCAUUUCCCCAGUCCGGAUAACUGUCUUACUGCAAUGCAGGCAAUUAGAUGUGAACAUUCGGACUGGAGAGGGGGACACCGCUCUGCUGAUGUGCCUCAAGACGGCUGCGGACUCUCUUGAUCGGGAAAAAUCGCCUUACCAGUGGGUAAAAUGGCUAGAAUCCUUUCUGCAAUGCGUGCAGUUGCUGCUCGCCGCCCCAGAAACCGACAUCAACAUUCGGAAUGUUGAUGGAGAACAUGCUGUCUUCCUGGCUGCAAUGAUUCCACUUCCUCCACUACAUCAACUACUCGAGAGGUACGGUCUUGACCUGUCCGAACCUAUGCAACUCCAAACCCUCAGACCGCCACAAGCCGACAUGGACGUUCUCAAGGCGGCUCAGGAUUGGCUAUUCAACAUCCGACCUGCCGUCAAUCUCCAGUGA
Exophiala viscosa is the source of this 4215-nucleotide messenger RNA. RefSeq names its product ankyrin repeat-containing domain protein. The transcript is spliced from 2 exons. The record is from RefSeq and is a predicted model, not a curated record. Lineage: Eukaryota; Fungi; Ascomycota; Eurotiomycetes; Chaetothyriales; Herpotrichiellaceae. Gene Ontology annotation, molecular function: protein binding. Bases 1 to 4215 code for a protein of 1404 amino acids.